Molecule: messenger RNA, 7337 nt
Organism: Lutra lutra (Eurasian river otter)
Lineage: Eukaryota; Metazoa; Chordata; Mammalia; Carnivora; Mustelidae
Gene: ATP2B2
Product: ATPase plasma membrane Ca2+ transporting 2
Exons: 25
Coding region: 464-4426 (1320 amino acids)
Biological process (GO): regulation of cytosolic calcium ion concentration; calcium ion transmembrane transport
Cellular component (GO): intracellular membrane-bounded organelle; postsynaptic density membrane
Molecular function (GO): ATP binding; PDZ domain binding; P-type calcium transporter activity
Source: RefSeq, a predicted model, not a curated record
CCACCUGCUCGGGCAGGAUGGUACAGUCUGCAGAGGGACCCGGGCACGCUGGCUGGGCUCAGCCGCGGCACCAGCUGCCGCACCGCGAUUACGGGGCUGCCCGCCUGGAAACCGUGCCGGAUUUGUGGUGAUUUUCGUAGCCAAGAGCCACCGCCCCUGACCAUGUAGAUGCCAGCUCCAGGGAACAGCAUGGACCCCACUGAAUGGAGACUCCUGGGUCUACAGCCCUGAGCCCCUCUGGCCCCUGGACAUUGCCCCGUGCCCAGGGACACCCUUUGGAGCUCACCACCACUGUCACCAGCCCACCUCGGCCGCCCCCGCCCCCUGGGACCCAAAGUCGGCCACCAGGAGCCACAGUCAUCCAGUGAGGUUGUGCUAAGGACAGCCACGUGGAUCCAUCGCCCAGCAACCUCUUGUCCAGUGCUGAUCCUUGGGCCCAUCCCAAGCAGGGACUGGAGCAAACAUGGGUGACAUGACCAACAGCGAUUUUUACUCCAAAAACCAAAGAAAUGAGUCGAGCCAUGGGGGCGAGUUUGGAUGCACAAUGGAGGAGCUCCGCUCCCUCAUGGAGCUACGGGGCACCGAGGCUGUAGUCAAGAUCAAAGAGACUUACGGGGACACUGAAGCCAUCUGCCGGCGCCUCAAAACCUCACCUGUCGAAGGUUUGCCGGGCACCGCUCCAGAUCUGGAAAAGAGAAAGCAGAUUUUUGGGCAAAACUUUAUACCUCCAAAGAAGCCAAAAACCUUCCUGCAGCUGGUGUGGGAGGCACUACAAGACGUGACGCUGAUCAUCCUGGAAAUUGCGGCCAUUAUCUCCCUGGGGCUGUCCUUUUAUCACCCACCUGGCGAGAGCAAUGAAGGAUGUGCGACGGCCCAGGGCGGGGCAGAGGAUGAAGGGGAGGCAGAGGCUGGCUGGAUCGAGGGGGCGGCCAUCCUCCUCUCAGUCAUCUGUGUGGUCCUGGUCACGGCCUUCAAUGACUGGAGCAAAGAGAAGCAGUUCCGGGGCCUGCAGAGCCGCAUCGAGCAAGAACAGAAGUUCACCGUGGUUCGGGCUGGCCAGGUGGUCCAGAUCCCUGUGGCCGAGAUUGUUGUUGGGGACAUCGCCCAGGUCAAAUAUGGUGACCUCCUCCCAGCCGACGGCCUCUUCAUCCAGGGAAAUGACCUCAAGAUUGAUGAAAGCUCCCUGACCGGGGAGUCUGACCAGGUGCGCAAGUCCGUGGACAAGGACCCCAUGCUGCUGUCAGGGACCCAUGUGAUGGAGGGCUCUGGACGGAUGGUAGUGACUGCCGUGGGUGUGAAUUCUCAGACAGGCAUCAUCUUCACCCUGCUGGGGGCUGGUGGUGAGGAGGAAGAGAAGAAAGACAAGAAAGGUGUGAAGAAGGGGGAUGGCCUUCAGCUACCAGCGGCCGAUGGUGCAGCAGGUUCAAAUGCUGCUGAUAGUGCAAAUACCAGCCUAGUCAAUGGUAAAAUGCAGGAUGGCAAUGUGGACGCCAGCCAGAGCAAAGCCAAACAGCAGGAUGGGGCCGCCGCCAUGGAGAUGCAGCCCCUCAAGAGUGCGGAGGGCGGCGACGCUGAUGACAAAAAAAAGGCCAACAUGCACAAGAAGGAGAAAUCCGUGCUGCAGGGCAAGCUCACCAAGCUGGCUGUGCAGAUCGGCAAGGCAGGUCUGGUAAUGUCAGCCAUCACAGUCAUCAUCCUGGUGCUCUACUUCACCGUGGACACCUUCGUGGUCAACAAGAAGCCGUGGCUACCUGAGUGCACGCCCGUCUACGUGCAGUACUUUGUCAAGUUCUUCAUCAUCGGUGUGACAGUGCUGGUGGUCGCCGUGCCAGAGGGGCUCCCUCUGGCCGUCACCAUCUCACUGGCCUACUCGGUGAAGAAAAUGAUGAAAGACAACAAUCUGGUACGCCACCUGGAUGCCUGUGAGACCAUGGGCAAUGCCACCGCCAUCUGCUCAGACAAGACGGGCACGCUGACCACCAAUCGCAUGACGGUUGUGCAGGCCUACGUCGGCGAUGUCCACUACAAGGAGAUCCCUGACCCCAGCUCUAUCAACGCCAAGACCUUGGAGCUGCUCGUCAAUGCCAUUGCCAUCAACAGCGCCUACACCACCAAGAUUCUGCCCCCAGAGAAGGAAGGAGCCCUGCCUCGGCAGGUGGGCAACAAGACAGAGUGUGGCCUGCUGGGCUUCGUGCUGGACCUGAAGCAGGACUACGAGCCCGUGCGCAUCCAGAUGCCGGAGGAGAAGCUGUACAAGGUGUACACCUUCAACUCCGUGCGCAAGUCCAUGAGCACGGUCAUCAAGCUGCCCGACGAGAGCUUCCGCAUGUACAGCAAGGGCGCUUCCGAGAUCGUGCUCAAGAAAUGCUGCAAAAUUCUCAAUGGGGCAGGGGAGCCCCGGGUCUUCCGGCCCCGCGACCGGGACGAGAUGGUGAAGAAAGUGAUUGAGCCCAUGGCCUGUGAUGGGCUGCGCACCAUCUGUGUGGCCUACCGCGACUUCCCCAGCAGCCCUGAGCCCGACUGGGACAAUGAGAAUGACAUCCUCAAUGACCUAACCUGCAUCUGCGUGGUGGGCAUCGAGGACCCCGUGCGGCCCGAGGUCCCAGAAGCCAUCCGCAAGUGCCAGCGGGCAGGCAUCACCGUCCGCAUGGUCACCGGUGACAAUAUCAACACGGCCCGGGCCAUCGCCAUCAAGUGUGGCAUCAUCCAUCCUGGGGAGGACUUUCUGUGCCUGGAGGGCAAGGAGUUCAACCGGAGAAUCCGCAACGAGAAGGGGGAGAUUGAACAGGAGCGAAUUGACAAGAUCUGGCCAAAGCUCCGGGUGCUGGCUCGCUCCUCCCCAACAGAUAAGCAUACCCUCGUCAAAGGCAUCAUCGAUAGCACGCACACUGAGCAGCGGCAGGUGGUGGCCGUGACCGGGGACGGCACCAACGACGGGCCUGCACUCAAGAAGGCUGAUGUGGGCUUCGCCAUGGGCAUCGCAGGCACGGACGUGGCCAAGGAGGCCUCAGACAUCAUCCUAACAGAUGACAACUUCAGCAGCAUCGUCAAGGCAGUGAUGUGGGGCCGCAACGUCUACGACAGCAUCUCCAAAUUCCUGCAGUUCCAGCUGACGGUCAACGUGGUGGCUGUGAUUGUGGCCUUCACGGGUGCCUGCAUCACACAGGACUCCCCUCUGAAGGCCGUACAGAUGCUCUGGGUAAACCUCAUCAUGGACACGUUCGCCUCGCUGGCACUGGCCACGGAGCCACCCACCGAGACGCUGCUUCUGCGGAAGCCAUAUGGCCGCAACAAGCCCCUCAUCUCACGGACCAUGAUGAAGAAUAUCCUGGGCCACGCCGUCUACCAGCUCACCCUCAUCUUCACCCUGCUCUUUGUUGGUGAGAAGAUGUUCCAGAUCGACAGCGGGAGGAAUGCACCCCUGCACUCACCACCCUCAGAGCACUACACCAUCAUCUUCAACACCUUCGUCAUGAUGCAGCUCUUCAAUGAGAUCAACGCCCGCAAGAUCCAUGGCGAGCGGAAUGUCUUUGAUGGAAUCUUCCGGAACCCUAUUUUCUGCACCAUUGUGCUGGGCACUUUUGCCAUCCAGAUAGUGAUUGUGCAGUUUGGGGGAAAGCCGUUCAGCUGCUCUCCCCUGCAGCUGGACCAGUGGAUGUGGUGCAUAUUCAUCGGACUGGGAGAGCUUGUCUGGGGCCAGGUCAUCGCUACCAUCCCGACCAGCAGGCUCAAGUUCCUAAAGGAGGCGGGCAGGCUCACGCAGAAGGAGGAGAUCCCAGAGGAGGAGCUCAAUGAGGAUGUGGAGGAGAUAGACCACGCUGAGAGGGAGCUGCGGCGAGGCCAGAUCCUGUGGUUCCGAGGCCUUAAUCGGAUCCAGACCCAGAUUGAAGUAGUCAAUACUUUCAAGAGCGGGGCCUCCUUUCAGGGGGCCCUGCGGAGACAGUCCUCCGUCACCAGCCAGAGCCAGGACGUAGCCAAUCUCUCUAGCCCUAGUCGCGUGUCGUUGUCCAAUGCUCUUUCCUCUCCGACCAGCCUUCCUCCUGCUGCAGCUGGGCGUGAAGGGCUAGAGAACCCUGGAGACAGAGUUCAGCAAGAGAGAGUGAAAUUAAAAGAGAUUCGCGUCGUGAAGGCGUUCCGUAGCUCUCUCUAUGAAGGUCUAGAAAAGCCUGAGUCUCGAACCUCCAUCCAUAAUUUCAUGGCUCACCCCGAAUUCCGGAUCGAAGAUUCACAACCCCACAUCCCCCUCAUUGAUGACACCGACCUGGAAGAAGAUGCCGCACUCAAGCAGAACUCAAGCCCGCCGUCAUCGCUCAACAAGAACAACAGCGCCAUCGACAGCGGGAUCAACCUGACGACCGACACAAGCAAAUCAGCUACCUCUUCAAGUCCAGGGAGCCCCAUCCACAGCCUGGAGACGUCGCUUUAGCUGAGGACCCCGCUGCCACCGACCCACCCCUCCCCGGGCCCCAUCCAUCCAGGCACCCAGCUCACCCAAACAGCAACGAGCAACAACAGGAAACCAAAUACUGGCGAGAAAACCAACAUUUCCACCCAACAGACCCUUUUUCUGGCUGCGAUGCUGUUUGAACUCUUUUUCACUUUGAGGCAAGGGGCGGGAUCUGCUCGGGGAGGGGGGCUUAUGGAAGUGAGCGAUUUUCUGAGAACCAGCCCUUCCCGGCUCCCACCCAGACACGGACCAGCCAUGCACCCGCCAGGCCACCAUGUCCCCUGCAUGAAUGUACUGGACACUUCCAGUCCUCCCCUUGUUUGGUUUUGGGGGGGUCGGGGAGGGUUUUUUGUUUGUUUUCUUAGGCGGGAACUGCAAACAGACUCUUUUCUGAGACUAUUUAUCCAAUCCACUGGUCUGUGAGUUUUUGAAAUGCUUGUGCAGCAUGGUCUCAGUUGUAUAGGUUAAUUUAACAACUUUUUGAAACUGCAGAGCUUAACUCGCCUAGUAAAUUUGCACCAACCGAACCGAAGAACUUCAUAGACACUCACAAGGUUAUAUCCAUUUCUUUGUAUCUAUAUCAACGUAUACUUUUCCAAGACUGUAUACGUCCAUAUAGAUAUGUGUGUAUAUAUAUGUGUGUGUAUAUAUAUAUACACACAUACACACACACACACACACACACACACACGGAUAUAUAAAGUUUUUUUGCCGGCAUGUUGCCUUGUUUCCGCUUAAAUUGCUCUAUUUUAACUUAUUUAUGUCCUAAAACAAGAAUGUAAUUUGUUUACAAUCCUGUAGAUAAUGUCCUUGGCUAUUUGUAUGGUUUAAGAACACUGGUGGCUGAGAUGCUAUAGAAAACAGCUCAGCCCAACAGACAUUUCCCUGGAUUGCAAACUCGAUGUUUUCCAAUAGCCAUGCUCUGAUUUUUGCCUGCUGUUUCCGUUCAAUCAUGUCACUACCGCGGGAGGCUCAGGCAGAAGCCAAAUGCGACCGAAGAGGAGUCUCCAUCUGGAAGGGGGUUAACACAGUGCUCCGUGCUCCGUAGACACAGGGAGAGGAGGAGAGAAGGCUUCCUAGGUUCGCAGCACUAACGACGGGCCCGGCCCGAGGAUGACAAGGUCCACCCAGCUCUGGUCGAAGACUUUUCUCUCGAUGAAACUCACUUGAGUUUACUAAGAGCAUUUCAAAAGGAGGUUCUCUUUGGCACUGUCUGGACAAGGUUGAGGUAGUGUUGCAAUAUUAUAAAUGCUACUGUGUUGAUUUUUUUUUUAAGUAAUUUAGAGGUUUAUUUACUUAUAAAUUGCAGCAUAUGAGCUGUUGGCAUACUGGAUGAGGAUCAUGAUGGCUUGCUGCUUUUAUUUUUAUUUUUGAAGAAGAAUAGCCUUUUUCUCUGCACUAUUUAGAUCCGAACGAACCUUAUGAUGUGUAUAUUGAGAUGUAUUCAGUGUGAUUUUUAAACCAAAUUGUCUUCCUGUAGUCGCAAUAUAUACUGUAGCCUUUUGACAGCAAGUCUUGCUUUCCCAGACAGAAAGCCAUUCUGAAACCCUACAGUAUCACAGGUGAGAAAAGGUGGUUAUUUUUCCCCCAAGACAAUAACAGCACUAGUAAUCCCACUUAAUGAAAGCUUAUUUAAUUGUACGUCAGCCUCUUAACUGCUAAGCACUUUGUGGGUAUCAGCUUUUUUCAUAAAAGAACUUUUGUAUUUAAUACAAAGUUUGCUUUGAGACUUUUCAGCAUACGAUCUUUUUCCAUAAACUUGUACAGUGCAAAAGACAUUUUGAAUACCAUGAUCGAUGACGUCCCAUGCUUCGAGGAAAACCAAACACUUUCCACCUUGCUUGCGAAAUUCAUUCCUCAUACUGACCCCUUCCCACAGUUGCUCUGUGUCAGCUCGGCCCUUCCCUUCUCCAGGCCCAGAGAAUUCUUCCACAAACAAGAUGAGAGCCACUCGGGAAAAGAGCCAUAGUCAGCUGGGAGGGCCUACGGCUGGGUGGCUGUUGAAGGAACCUGAGGCUUUGGGAUCCCAAGUCAGCCCAUCCCACCUGGCAAAACCAUCCCGGAAGGAGGACUUUCUGUGUGUGAGAGCAUCACCUGAAUGUCGUGAGGGAAUCUCUCUGAAUGUACCUAGCAGAGAAAACUGCAUCCCCAAGGGGGUGACCAGCCCUCAGAUGUGCUUAUUGGAUUCCAAUACAAACAUCGCCAAAAGCCAGCCUGCUGUUCUCCUGCCGAGAAAGUGAAGACCUCCACAUGUGACAAAACCUGGAGCAGCUUUGGAACAUGGUGUUUUUUUGUAGUUUCCUUUCUCAAGGUUUUCCAUCACCCCACUUCUUCUUGGUUCCAAUCCUGUGUCCAUGACCUCAUUCCCCUAUAGCAGGAAAGCCGCAUUUGCCCCCCAUGGUCCCUGUUCAUUUGGAGCCGGGACACUGGGAAGACAGGAGGGCUUUCUCUGAGCAGAGCCUAGCUUGGGGAACAGGGAGCCGUGGAAGUGACCGAGGACACCCGACAUCAGUGUUGGUCUUUUCUUGUCAGGGAUGAUGGAUGCGCACACACACACACGCACACACACAGAGGAAAUGAUUGGUUUGUCAAAACUCACUGUAGUACAUAAAGCUUGCACUCUGCGUCCUAUAUCUAGCAGCAUGGGGUACGUUUGGCAGUUCACCCCAUUAGGGGGUCAAUAAUUUAUGACCAUUCAUCUGUUUUUAUGAAUUUUUUUAUCUAGACAAUAAUUGUAAAUAAAGAACUCACCGUCUCUGUUCAUUUAAUACUAUGCAAUGGUUAUGCUUUCAAUUGCUGACUCUUCUUACUCCCGCAGUGUGGUUCUGAAAUGUCUGUGGUUUAAAAAAAAAAAAAAAAAGGCAAAAAACUAAGAUCAAACAGAACACAG